Molecule: messenger RNA, 1497 nt
Organism: Lipotes vexillifer (Yangtze River dolphin)
Lineage: Eukaryota; Metazoa; Chordata; Mammalia; Artiodactyla; Lipotidae
Gene: LRRC37B
Product: leucine rich repeat containing 37B
Exons: 13
Coding region: 1-1497 (498 amino acids)
Molecular function (GO): protein binding
Source: RefSeq, a predicted model, not a curated record
AUGGAGGCUGAACAUUCCACACCCCUGCAGGAGACUAUAGUUCCUCGAACACACCCCAAGGUGACACUUCGAAAUCCAGAGCAGGUUCAGGCUCAGCAUCAAACCUUGACUGACGUCACAGUUCAACCUUUGGACCUGGAACUUACGUUAACUCUGGAAUCCAGUGUGGAGGUUGAACUUUCUCAGCCGGAACAGAAUGCCACCACAAACAUCAGCAUAUGUGAGCUCUGUAGCUGCAAAAAUGAGACGCUGUCGUGUGUUGGUCUCAGCCCAAAGCAGAAGCUCCACAGAGUGCCUGAGCCAGAGCCUAACGCCUACAACGGCACCUUCACCAUCCUAAAUUUCCAAGGAAACUCUAUUUCUUACAUUGAUGAAAGUAUAUGGAAGGCAUACCGCUGGGCUGAGAAGCUAAAUCUCAGUGAAAAUUAUUUGACUGAAUUACAUAAAGACUCAUUUGAAGGCUUGCUACCCCUCCGAUAUUUAGAUUUAUCCUGCAAUAAGAUACAGUCUAUCGAAAGACGUACAUUUGAACCACUACCUUUUUUGCAGUUUAUAAAUCUUGGUUGCAAUUCACUCACAGAACUGAGCUUUGGAACGUUUCAGGCCUGGCAUGGAAUGCACUUUUUACACAUGUUAAUUCUCAAUCGUAAUCCUUUGACAACAGUUGAAGAUUCUUAUCUUUUUAAAUUGCCAGCAUUAAAAUAUUUAGACAUGGGAGCAACACAAGUGUCACUUACAACAAUUGAAAGCAUCCUCAUGAUGACCCUUGAACUAGAAAAACUGAUCUUACCUAGCCGUAUGGCCUGCUGCCUCUGCCAAUUUAAAAAUACUAUUGAGGUUGUCUGUAAGACAGUCAAGCUGCGUUGUGACAGUGAAUGCCCGACAGACAUGACACGUUGUGAUGAAGAAACAUCUAAUCAGAAUGCAGAAGGAUCGUUGAUGAAGGUGUUACAAGCCCGCAAGAAGAACAACACCACUGAGCUAACUAUUGAGUCAGAGAGGGUGUUGUCAGAUAAAAGUGCUAUCAGCUUGUCAGGCUUCAGGAGGCUCACAUCCCCGGGUGAUCAAGUUGAAACUCAGCUAAACCAGCAGCUACGGUCCCUCAUCCCCAACAAUGACGUACGAAGGCUCAUUUCUCAUGUCAUCCAGACUUUAAAGAUGAACUGCUCAGAGACCCACGUGCAGCUGGCCUGUGCCAACCUCAUCUCUAGAACAGGCCUCCUGAUGAAGCUUCUCAGCAAGCAGCAAGAAGUAAAUGCGUCCAAAGCAGAAUGGUAUACGGACGAGUGGAAAGCUGACAACUAUAUCAGUGAGAGCACAGAAGCCCAGAGUGAGCAGAAAGGGCAGGAGUCAAGUGAGCUCACAAAAGAAGUUCCAAGAUAUGGCUAUAACAGCAAACUCAUCUUGGCAAUAUCCAUGUCGGUAGUAGUGACAAUUUGGGUUAUAAUUCUCUGUCUCAUUGAGCAAGUAGCCUUCGAUUGUGUGAUUGUGCUUUAG